This is a messenger RNA of Ctenopharyngodon idella (grass carp), 1280 nucleotides long. RefSeq names its product uracil phosphoribosyltransferase (FUR1) homolog (S. cerevisiae) (gene uprt). Bases 147 to 938 code for a protein of 263 amino acids. Lineage: Eukaryota; Metazoa; Chordata; Actinopteri; Cypriniformes; Xenocyprididae. The transcript has 7 exons. The record is from RefSeq and is a predicted model, not a curated record.
GGGAUAUGACGUCAGGUUGUUGUUCCCGGUAACGUGCGUCUCCUCUAGUCAGUUGACAUGGCGAGAUAGUGGUUCACUGAAAACAUCAUCGGUUAUUUAAGUGAACCAGGCGGUUUUGUGUAGUAUUUUUUUGUGGUUUUAGUUCUAUGGAAGCGGAUCUUAUCGAAAAGAUGCCGUGCCAUAAUCAGCAGCUGAAUAACAGUGAAAGCCCCGAACACGCCGCGAAGCACGUCCGCUUCGCCCGCAGCAGCGCUGCUGCCGAGACCCGUCAAGAUGACACGGAACCGUGUGAAAACCAAACCAUGAGCGACAUCCAUGGACAAAUAGGACCUCAGCUGAAACUCUUGCCAUUAAAUGACCAAAUACGAGAACUUCAGACUAUCAUUCGGGACAAAACUACCAGUAGAGGUGAUUUUGUGUUCUGUGCUGAUAGAUUGAUAAGAUUAGUGGUGGAAGAGGGUCUCAAUCAGCUUCCAUAUAGUGAAUGCACUGUAACCACACCAACAGGGCAUAAAUAUGAGGGUGUGAAGUUUGAAAAGGGAAACUGUGGGGUUAGCAUCAUGAGGAGUGGUGAGGCCAUGGAGCAAGGCCUGAGAGAUUGCUGCAGGUCAAUCCGUAUUGGGAAGAUUCUGAUCCAGAGUGAUGAGGAGACACAAAAGGCCAAAGUUUACUAUGCAAAGUUUCCUCCUGACAUCAGCAGAAGGAAGGUUCUGCUCAUGUACCCUAUUCUCAGUACAGGCAACACCGUGAUAGAAGCGGUGCGGGUGCUGAAUGAACACGGCCUGCAGGCCAAACAUAUCAUACUACUCAGUCUAUUCUCCACUCCACACGGUGCACGGUCCAUUGUUGAGGAGUUUCCUGACAUCACUAUACUGACAACUGAAGUUCACGCUGUCGCUCCGACACAUUUUGGCCAGAGGUAUUUCGGCACAGACUGACAAACCACCAAUUGCGCACAAGUUCACUUGGAUUCGGCUGGAGUGGCAUGCGAGUUUUAUUUUGUUUUCUUUUUUGCUCCAUAUGGUAAAGCCUGCCCAACCCACAGCAAGUGUCCGUGUGAGUGUGAGAUUGGUUGAUCAGGGCUGGCCUCUGUAUUUUUUUGGUUGUUGUUAUGUAUUUAUCCAUGUUUAAUGUGAGCAAAUGGAUCAAGUGAUCUUUUAAAACCAUGUGCUUAUCCACGAUACCACCAGGAUUAAAACAAACUGUGUUGUAGAGCGUUCCUGAACAGUCUAGAAUAAUUCAAACAAAAGAAAAUUACAAAUAAAAUAUUUUGUAUUAAA